This is a messenger RNA of Rhizophagus irregularis DAOM 181602=DAOM 197198, 291 nucleotides long. The record is from RefSeq and is a predicted model, not a curated record. Lineage: Eukaryota; Fungi; Glomeromycota; Glomeromycetes; Glomerales; Glomeraceae.
AUGUUUGGCGCAACAAUAAAUUUAAGAGAUAUCAAGAAGCGAUGUAGCUGGAAAACCGUAAAAACAUUAGAUGAUAAAGAAAUUGGUGAGCAAGAUUUUAUUUUGGUUAAAAAAUAUAUUAAAAGAUACGGAGGACAGGACGAAAUUAUUGGAAAAGACGGCAAGUUUAUAAAGCUACAGUGCGGGAACUUGAUAGUACAAGAUAAUGCACUUCCUUUAUCAGAAGACAAACAAUUUGAAGACGCAUUGAUGAGUCCCAAACUUAAGCAAGACGAUUUCGACGGUACCUAG